GUCCGCUCACGAAAAAACACGACGAGUCUACGUCGAACCGGCCGAGGGACGAAGAUAUUCGGGAUCGUCGUAAGAAACCAGUGAUGCUGUUCAUCCACGGAGGCUCCUACAUGGAGGGCUCAGGGAACAUGUUCGACGGGAGUGUCCUCGCCGCCUACGGAAACGUGAUUGUUGUCACUAUGAACUAUCGGCUCGGCGUGCUAGGGUUCCUGAGCACAGGAGACCAGUCUGCGAAGGGAAACUAUGGCUUGUUGGAUCAGAUCCAGGCUCUGCGCUGGCUCAACGAGAACAUCGGCCACUUCGGCGGAGACCCAGAGAGAAUCACCAUCUUUGGCUCCGGAGCUGGUGCCGCCUGCGUGAACCUGCUCAUCCUCUCCCAUCACUCUGAGGGCCUGUUCCAGAGGGCCAUUGCUCAAAGCGGCUCAGCCAUCUCCAGCUGGUCAGUCAACUACAGACCUCCAGUGUACACAGAGAUCCUGGCAAAGAAGGUGGGCUGCACGCUGGACAACAUGGCUGAGUUGGUGGACUGUCUGCGGAGGAAGAGUUUUCGGGAGCUGGUGGAUCAAGAUAUCCAACCUGCACGCUACCAUAUCGCCUUUGGGCCAGUGGUAGACGGUGACGUGGUGCCGGAUGAUCCAGAGAUCCUCAUGCAGCAGGGCGAGUUUCUCAACUAUGACAUCUUGCUAGGUGUCAACCAGGGAGAAGGCCUGAAGUUUGUGGAUGACAGUGAGGGAGAAGAUGGAAUAUCAGCUGCCUCAUUUGACUACACAAUCUCUAACUUUGUGGACAAUCUGUAUGGACACCCUGAUGGUACAGAUAUCCUGAGGGAGACGAUAAAGUUCAUGUACACAGACUGGGCUGACAGGGACAACAGUGACAUGCGUAGGAAGACCCUCCUGGCUCUGUUCACGGACCACCAGUGGGUGGCCCCAGCUGUUGCCACUGCCAGACUGCACGCCGAGUUCCAGUCACCCGUUUACUUCUAUACCUUCCACCACCACUGUCAAACAGAAGCGAGGCCAGAGUGGGCGGAYGCUGCCCAUGGAGAUGAAAUCCCCUACGUGUUUGGGAUUCCCAUGGUGGGGGCCACUGACCUCUUUCCUUGUAACUUCUCCAAGAAUGACAUCAUGCUCAGUGCUGUAGUCAUGACGUACUGGACCAACUUUGCAAAGACAGGGGAUCCUAACCUCCCUGUUCCUCAGGACACAACAUUCAUUCACACUAAGCCUAACCGUUUCGAGGAGGUCAUCUGGACUAAAUUCAGUUCCAAAGACAAGCAGUAUUUACAUAUUGGCCUGAAGCCUCGUGUCAGAGAUAACUACCGUGCCAACAAGGUGGCUUUUUGGCUGGAGCUUGUGCCGCACCUUCACACCCUGCAAACCAUCAGCACCGCCACCACUCGAUUGCCCACCGGCACCGGCCGCCGGAAGCCCACCUAUUCUGGCACCCGAUCCACCCAGCACCCGAUAAUCUCCACUUACCCACCAGAACUUGASCCUGAACCUGGCUCAGACAGACCGGGCUACCCUCCCUUCCCCAGCAAGACAAGGGACUACUCCACCGAGCUGAGCGUGACCGUAGCUGUUGGUGCGUCCCUUCUUUUCCUAAAUGUCCUGGCCUUUGCGGCGCUUUACUACAAACGAGAUAAGCGACACGAACUCAUGCAGAGGCGUCAUCGCCGGCUCUCACCACAACGUGGCACCACAAUGGGCAUCGGCGUUGGCAUGGGUGUAGUGGGGGCCCCGCCACACAAUGACCUGGCUCUGAGUCAGGAGGAGGAGCUAAUGUCACUGCAGAUGAAGCAGCAGAGGGUGGAGCUUGAGCACGGGACGCCUCUGCCUUCCCGUGGUGUUCACGGUGACCUGGAACCACUGCGACCCCCGGUUUGCCCACCCGACUACACAUUGGCCCUGCGGCGGGCACCCGAGGAUGUGCCGCUGAUGACCGCCAACACCAUAACCAUGAUCCCCAGCACCAUCAGCAGCAUUCAGCCGCUCCACCCCUUUAACACUUACCCCCCGGUCCCGGCCCCUUCCUCUACCCCCGUCCCCAGCCACAGUAACAACGCUCUGCCACACCAACACUCCACCACCCGCGUAUAGGACUAGGCACAAGCUCUGCUACCCAUCUCUGGGCUCACAAAGACGCACCACACAAACUGCUCCAUCUCACCAACUCUCACCAACCUCUGCUCUUUUUAUUUCCUAUCUUGUUUUCCUCAUCAAGCCCUCAAAAAAGCUGCAGUUUGUAAGAUCUGAAGCAGUGAAAUACCUCCAAGCUAUAAUCAUAACUCAAAGGGGACUUAAUUGAAAAGCUCUUUUGUCAUUCUUGGCACAUACAGCUUUUUCCUGCUCUUGCUCAACGAAUAUUUGGUGCUUAGGAAAGUCGCCAAAUGCGCUGCUUGAACUUUGUAGCUCCCUCAAAGAGGUGUCAUAAUCAGUUGGUUGUUUAGAGCAUGUGGGGUUUUGUGUGCGUGCGUGCGUGCGUGUGUGUUUGUAAAACCAUGUUUAUCAAAGGAUACAAACACAAAUUGUCAUUCAUUUAGUGAAAAGAUGAUACAGUAGCAAGCAGCUUUGUAUGAGGCAGCAUAUGUCCCAACAAGCUGUCUGUCAUAAAGCGCUGAUUUCUUGAAGCUUACAAAUUGCAGCUUUAAAGGCCCAAUCUGGAAGUGAAAUUUGGCACCCUGUAGAGAGCACUGUGUUGCAACAGCUGUCUACUCAUUGUGAUUUUAAAAGGUAUUGUUUGGUGUAAAAUGUAUUGGCAGGGUUGGGAAUACAAUAAUAAAGACUGUUUGAUGACAUGAAUAAAUUUAUUGUUAAAAUUUGAUAAUUUAACUCUAGUGUGUGAGCUUGUUUCCAGUUGUUUUAUGCUACCAGAAAUGGAGACUUAAGCCAUUUUCAAGUGGUGUUCUCUGGAAAAGUCUUGAAAAGUUAUUUUCUUACUUGUAGAUAGCUCUUUGAACAACCUCUGCUUGAAUAAAUAGAGUUUAUUUGUGACUGGCUAGUCUGGCAAGAUCAUUUUUAUUUAUAUUUUCAUUGAUGCAAAAGCUAUUUUAUAAACCAUUGCACUGCCAUGCAUAAUGUGCAUUCCACAUUUAUUUUUGUAGAAUUUACCUAUUUUUCACAAGAGCAAAUAUAGCAGCAGUUAGCUGGAGAACUUACAGUAAAUCCUGAGGCACUUUCAGCAAAAAAUAUACACAUAUAUUUGAUCCUGCCUAAAUUACAAUUUAAUGUAAAACUGACAGUGGUCUAAAGAUUUAUGCAUUAGUUUCCCUUAAUUGCAAUAAAAACUUGAAAAUGAAAGUUUAUUUAAACAGUCAAAAUAUGUGACAAGCUAAUAGUGGCUAGCUUGAGUGGAUCUAUUUUCAAAGUGCAUUUUAGCAUAAAACUCAACUCUUUAAAUUUUAAAAAUUAACAUCCACACACUGUUUUGUUAAUCUUUACACCUCAGUCAAUUUUACAUUUCAUAGUUAUUCCRGCAGGGGUGUUGUGAACUUCCUGCUGGAAGUGGACAAGGACCAGAAGUUCUAGAGCUAGCUGCUAUUAAAAAUUUUCAAAUAGUCACAGAAUUCUGUGUAAAUGUCCAUGUGAUGUGAAAGUCACGCCAAUAUAUCCAGAUUUACAAAAACGUGUGGGAAUGAACAAUAAAUUUUGAAAAUUAAAGAUGAUUUAGGAUGGCAAAAUCAUUUUAUAAGGAGUGACAAGCUAACAAUGGCUAGCUCAAGUGGGCCCGGUGUAUUUUGCCAUCUUAAAGCAACUCUUCUCUUUAAAAAUUUAUAGUGGUUUAUGCAGAAUCCAUUUUAAUAAACCUUUAGAUCUCCAUCGGUUUUGUAUUACUGUUAUUCUGGCAGAAAAACUGUGAUUUUCCAACUGAAAGUGGAGCAGGCUGCCUGCUAUUAGCACUAUCAAAUAACAAGAGAAUUCCAUGUAAAUAUUCAAUUCAAAUUCAAUUCAAAUUCAAUUCAAAAAUACUUUAUUGAUCCCAGAGGGAAAUUAGGUGUUGUUGUAACUCAUUUAACUAAAAACUUAUUGUAGAUGCUAUGUUUGUAUUGUAAAACUUAUAUUGAUGUAAAGGUUUAUUAAACAGAAAAUAAGUGUCUGCAUAAACUGCUAUGGCAUUUUGGAGCCUGGAGCUGUUUUAACAAACCAGACAUUCACUUUGGUUUUUGCUGUUUUUAGCCUUGCUGCUGGUUUGUUUURAUCUGAGGUUGUUCAAAGACACAGAUAUCUAGUGUUCAACAUUUUUCCACAAAACCCCACUUCAAAUUGGAGAAACCAUGCCUUGAAUAUGGUCUUUUUUCUCCCUAAUUUGUCGUCGUAGUGCUGCUGGUCUGAAAACAUUUCCAGAUUGGGGGCUCCAACUGGUGGCCAGUUCAGAGAARAACUGAAUCCCAUUCAGGGUGCAGUCUGGAAUCCAGGCUGCCCAUUUGAGCUCGCUGCAUCUGUGCCUCACAGGCUCUAAUCAUGUUCAUUACUUUAUUUGUUUCUCUCAUUAUCUCUCUCUGUCUAUCCUCCACCUCAAAUCAUUUAACUGCUUCUUUCAUCUYACUGCCUUACAUUUUUUUGUUUCCUUCUCUUUCUUAUUAAACCAUUGACACAAUCUGUUUCUCUCUUUCUCACAAACACUUCUAGACUCUUUUCUUUUGUUUCCUUUUAGAGUCUUUUAUACAGAAACACUAAUGUAUAUGAUGUAUUAUUAAUAAAUUGUAAGGAUAUGAAUGAAAAAAAAAAUCUGAUAUCUCGUUUUUACCAGCAUUCUUGGUGCCAAGUACUGUGAUAACGUUCCUCUGGAGUGGAGCGCCUACAGAGGUCCAUCCUGACUGUAUCGAACAAGAAGGAGUUACCAUGAAAAAAAAAGUGCCAACCCCUUUAUCUUUUUUUUAUACACCACACACAGUUUUAUUCUGUUUUGUUUUGUUUAUUUUUUAAUUACACUUGAUGUUGCACUGUGGCUGGUCUCUACUUUAAAGAGAAAUCAGAAUUAAGAUAUCCUCAUUUAAAAGAGAAAAAAAAUAUAAAGUUUUAUUAACUACUUUGUGUGUGGGCUUGUUGCAUGAUUUUUUAAAGUGUGUGGGCAGAGUUUGUCAUUUUGAUGAUUUGCCUUGUUUUGUUUUGUUUAUCCAUAAUUUAGUUUUUUUUUAUUUUAAGAUUUCYGUUUCUAUUUUAAAAUCUGCUGCACUUUGUGGUACUUCAGAAAGUAUUAAUAGAUUAUUAUUGUGUAAAGAUUAUAUUAAAGAAAGUAAAUAUUUGCUCUUUAUUUGCCCCAGCCCCCCCAACACUGAGGCUUGUGCCGUAAAUCUACAGUACUGGAGACUGAUGAAAGCCCUUUUCAUUUCCCCCCUUUUAGCUUUUUGUUCUCUCUCUUUUACAGCUGUCGAGUUUGCACAGUCACUGUCUCAGACUCACCUGAAGAUUGCACUUUUUGAGUUACAAAAACAUAAAUACAGAGAGAAAGAGACAAGACUAUUUUACACAAAUACUCCGGAUUUUGUGAGCCACACACUUCAAUUGUUUCGGGGACCUGCUUGACAGUUAUCUUUUCGUCCGUUCUUUUGUUGUCUCAUGGCGUGUCCCCCUCACACACACACCCCUUCCUGCUUCUGCACGGCGGGAGGAUAAGGAAAACAUAUAUUUAUGGCCAAAAGAUGAGCGAUGGAGCCUUGUAAUGUCACGUCUUUCGCACAAUUGCACACCCAGAUGGGAUGGACUCUGGACAAUAUCGACGACAACAAAAAUUACAUUAUCAGGACAACGAUGGAGAUGCAGAGAUAGCGUUGUGCGAUUCGUCAAUGCACAGUGGAUGCAUUCAAGAACAAAAAAAUAAACGAUUUAAAAGACAUUACUCACUACAUGUACCAUGAAAGCAAGGCGAAUGGUCUCAAUUCUCCCCCAGYCCUUCUUUGUUACAUCUUGCAUCUCGUGUGUUGGGAGGAACGGCAAUUGAACUGCCAUCCUCCACGCUGAACCAGAGCGAGAUGCAAGGACAAAAAAUUGAAGAAAAAAAGUUUUAAAAAAAAAACGCAGAAAACAAACUGUACAUUUUUUUUCUAAUGUAAGAAAACAAACUGAAAUUUGUAAAUAUUAUGUUUUGUCGUUUGGUUCGAGUGAUUGGCCGGAUCUUUUCUUUGUGACAACAGGUGCAAGUUUAGAUGACUUCAUGCACAAAGUUGGAUUAUUUAAUUGACCUCGAGAGAUCAAAUUUUAAAAGGUGUAUCUAAAACAUUUUUUUUUAAAUCACAGCAUGGAUGAGGUAACCACACAGAAAAAGGGGAAUGCUUCUGGCUCAGGGUAGCCUAAAUAUUGUGACGAACGUGCUCUUACUGCAUACRGUCAUCUAAAAUAUAUUGUACUGACUAGGCACCGUCCCAUCCGUCAUGAAAGGCUGCUUCUGAAUGGAAGCAAGUUCUUUUAUUGGUGAAAACGCCAAAGAUGAAAGAGAUGAAGAAAGAGGAAAUGACGGAUUUAAGAAGCUAAAUGAAAAAAAAAACAAAAACAAAGAGAUAGGGUUACAGAUCGGCUCAAACACAAGCCACAAAUCAAGGAAUUCAAUUUGUGGCUCUGUUGGAUUUGAUGGUUUUUGUAUCACAUUGUCUUGAGCAUACAGUAUACCCAUGUGACUGGAAGCUUGUGAAAUCAUUUGUACUCUUAUUCCAGACUAUAAUCAUGGUGAUUGUUUUGCUAACUUUUUGCAAUUUUGUCCUGCACAUCYUGUUUAUGGGACUAUUGACCCAGCUGUCUGAUUGUGAGUUUCAGUUGCCCGACCUUUCAAGGUAAAAAAAAAAAAAAAAAGGAAAAAAAUACGCAUUACAAAAUACUUUCUUUUUUCCUCUUUCUCUUUUAAAAAACAAUGGUUUGGACCAGCCAACAGAUAAUGGAAGCACACUCACCAAGUCUACAUGUUUACACUACAGGUUUGUUGUUGGCUUAGAACUCAAAGCGUGACUCAGCUUCAAAUCUCUUACAAUAUUUGAUGUCAGAUGCUAAAGUGGAAGGCUUGCACCUGUUUGUCUGUUUCAUUUAGUCUGAUUCAGUAACCUGCUCAAGACGCAAGGUUCAGCGGGAGUAAAUAAAGGCAAGACGGGGUUGAAAUAACUAAAGUUAAUAUUUCUAUUUCAAAUAGAGGCUAUUACACACUGUAUGUUGUGUAUCUGAACUGGAAAACAUUAAAAGACAUUCUUAAACAAA
This is a messenger RNA of Austrofundulus limnaeus, 7184 nucleotides long. Its product is annotated as neuroligin-2. The record is from RefSeq and is a predicted model, not a curated record. Lineage: Eukaryota; Metazoa; Chordata; Actinopteri; Cyprinodontiformes; Rivulidae. Gene Ontology annotation, molecular function: neurexin family protein binding. Gene Ontology annotation, cellular component: membrane.